Molecule: messenger RNA, 1423 nt
Organism: Jatropha curcas
Lineage: Eukaryota; Viridiplantae; Streptophyta; Magnoliopsida; Malpighiales; Euphorbiaceae
Product: DnaJ (DUF3353)
Cellular component (GO): chloroplast membrane
Source: RefSeq, a predicted model, not a curated record
GACCAAAACAGCCCAAGUCGGACCAUUUCUUUGAUUCUCUCUCUAAUCAAAAACAGGGUUUAGUGCUUCUCUUCUCCAACUCCUCUCUCUCUUUUCCUCUCUAUCUUCCUCUCCUUGUAUCCUUUUCCAGUCACUCACAAGCUUAAUAGAAUCUGUAGUAUAUCCACUAGAUUACCAGUGUUGUGAGGAUGACUGUGUCUGGACUAACUGGUAGUCCCUCAAGGUGCAGUUUCCGGGUUCCUCUUAAUGGGCCUGGGUCAUCUUGCAGGCGAGUUUCGGGUUUUUCCUUUGCUAGAGAAUCUAAAGUUAAGAUAAACUUUCCAUGUUUAGACAGAUGUUCUUGGGUUGGUUCUGCAAAAGGAUACAUUGGAAAGCAAACUCACUUAGUUAAGUGUGCAAUGGAUGCUUCUUAUGGUGGUGAAAUGACAAAUGAUCAACCUGUUAUUUUUCCUAGAAUUCAUGUAAGGGACCCAUACAAACGGCUUGGGAUCAGCAGGGAUGCCAAUGAAGAUGAAAUUCAAGGUGCAAGGAACUUUCUUAUAAAAAAAUAUGCUGGGCACAAACCCAGUGUGGAUGCAAUUGAAUCUGCACACGACAAAAUAAUCAUGCAGAAGUUUUAUGAAAGGAAGAACCCAAAAAUUGACAUUGGGAAAAAGGUUAGGGAAGUAAAGCAGUCCCGUGUUGUGCAGGCUGUCACAAGCAGGUUUCAAACUCCAUCUACACUAGUCAUCGCUAAAACAUCAAUUGCAUUUCUAGUACUUGGAGUUCUCACUGUUCUCUUUCCAACUGAAGAAGGUCCAACCCUACAGGUAGCCAUUUCCUUAAUGGCUACAAUAUAUUUUAUAUACGACCGGCUGAAGAGUAAACUUCGAGCUUUCCUUUAUGGUGCUGGAGCUUUUAUUUUUUCAUGGCUGUUCGGAACUUUCUUGAUGGUAUCUGUGAUUCCACCAUUGCCAUUUAUAAAAGGACUGAGGAGUUUUGAAGUUACUACUUCAUUGAUAACUUAUAUCCUACUCUGGGUUUCAUCUGCUUAUUUGAAGUAGUGCCAGUUUUCUCUUACUGCAAGAUUCUAUUGCAAGACCUCAAUUUUGAAGCGGGUGGUCAUGGUUCAUAAAUCUCACCUUUUUCAUUUUAGACCAUGUCCUUUUCUAACUGUAGCGUCGGCACCUACAGCGUGUUAAUAUUCUUGCUCAUUAGCCUCCCAUUUGGGAAAAAGGUUUGUGGAAAUGACUGUUCUGUUGUUUGGAGAGAAAGGAUGUAAAACUAGAUGAAAAUUAAAAGGAUCAUCUCACAUUUAUUUCAUUUUUUGGUAACAUUCCUGUUUUUUUUCUUUUUCUUUUUCCUUUUGUUUCUUUGAUUAUAGUUUAAAUUUGAAACAUGUUCAUCCUGCCGUCAUCUUUAAUCGCUUAUAAGAUUUGAUCAA